GGUGGCAGCCCAACACUCCGACGCCGAAAGCCGUAGCCGCAGCAGUGCCGUGUCGUGUCGUCGUGUGCUCAGGUGGCCUAUAGAUCGUAUUAAUAUAUUAUAAAUUGAAUAAAAUAUAAUUAUAUUAUAUUAGGCGAUAUUAUAGGCAUACUACCUAUACACAUUUCUACUGACCCGACGCGCGCACUGUGUACCGCAACACACUCGGCGGCGAUUCGUCUCACCGUGUUUUCGGGGUUGUUUCCGAACCACUCAGUCGCAUAACACAUUAUAGUCUUGUUUUCCCGACGCCGCGUUCGUAAGGGAUAGCAAGUUUUUCGCGUGGGUCGCCGUCCGAUCGUUUCCGCACCCGUCGACCAAUUAACCGCGUGUCGGCGAUUGCUGUAGUAUUCUCGUGUACGAUACACACCUCACGUAAUUCCGUAUAACAUCGUCGCGGUCGCAAUGCACGCGAUGACUAUCAAGUCCGUGAUGACAGCCGUAGUCCUGGCGGCCAUCGUCUGCACGGUCGCGGGAAAGCCCGCGAAAACCAGCAGACUGGCCAAGUACACGACGCUAUGCAAGCUUUCAGACCCAAAAUUAAGCCAAUGUUUGACUAACUUAAUGAAAGAUAUUUUAAAGCACUCUAAAUCAGGUAUACCUGAACUUAACAUACCUUCGUUGGAACCAUUUGUUAUUCAAGAAAUUGAUUUAAAAAUAUUCCAAGGUCUGGGUGCCUCUAUUUUUGGUGGUACGGUUCAAAGAUCCGAUAAAUCUAAGGCGUUUGCACGUAAUUUGGUUAUCCAUCAUUCAUCCGAGUUCGAUAUUCAUGAACUUAAAGUGGACAUUAAAAAGAACGAAUUCUUCAUAGAUCUCACUUUCCCAAAACUGCAAAUAGAAGGAGAGUAUGACGUAAAUUUAAUUAUGUUUAAUAUGCCAAUUAAAAGCACAGGACCUGUAUACAUAAAUGCAACUGACAUUGCAGUCAAAGCUACAUUGAACGGGAAAACGAUAAAGAGGAAGAACGAGUCUUUAUUAUUGUUCGACAGCAUCGACAUCAAAGUGGACUUUAAAGACUACUCAAUAUCGAUUCAAAAUUUGUUCAAGAAAGACCAAAACCUAAACAGAGCAUUGAACGAUAUUCUCAAGAGUCAAAAAGCUGAGUUGAGGAAAUUAACAAAGCCAAUGAUCGAAGAAUUAGCCGGUAAAAUGGUGCUGUCUAUGAUAAAUCAGAUUUUGACCGGCUUACCGAUUGAGGAAAUUUUUAUAACAGAGUAAUGUUUGGUGUUACACCAUAUCUAAUGGCUUACCUUAAAUGUAUUUAUUCUUGAUUUAUUUUUACUGUUAUGUUUAUUUAAUAGCUUAAGGAGAAAACUGUAACGAACCAAUGUAUUCGUAUAAAAUGUAUUUUUUAUAUAUUAUAUAGUUACCAAUUAAUGUGAUCAUAUUAAAAACGACCAUUUUACUAGUCUUCUAAAAAUAUUUUACAACAUUAGUAUUCAGACUUAUAAAAAACAAAAUAUUGAUAAUUUUAUAUUGUUAAUCUGGAAACAGUUGUUCGUAGGUAAAGUGUUGCGUAAGCUUUUCCACAGUAUCUAAUACAAACUCUUCAAGCACUUUUUGAAUAAUCGGUCUGAGCUCCAUGAAAAACAUUACGAAAUUGGCAUUUAUAGCCAUAUUGAGUACUUCACCUAAGAGAAAAUCAAUACUAAAGAUUAAUUAUAAACAUAAUUUAAGUUGAAUACUUUAUUUUUGAUUUAGUUGAAUAUUAUUUAUAUCAUGUACCUUCAUGUUUUAUAUUUUUUCAAUUUAUAUAUUUACGGGAUUUUUUUUUACCGAUAAUAUUAUAGGUAAAUAAGUCUUAU
Molecule: messenger RNA, 1844 nt
Organism: Rhopalosiphum maidis (corn leaf aphid)
Lineage: Eukaryota; Metazoa; Arthropoda; Insecta; Hemiptera; Aphididae
Exons: 6
Coding region: 445-1257 (270 amino acids)
Source: RefSeq, a predicted model, not a curated record